Molecule: messenger RNA, 1139 nt
Organism: Rhodotorula graminis WP1
Lineage: Eukaryota; Fungi; Basidiomycota; Microbotryomycetes; Sporidiobolales; Sporidiobolaceae
Exons: 9
Coding region: 118-1032 (304 amino acids)
Cellular component (GO): cytoplasm
Molecular function (GO): oxidoreductase activity, acting on the CH-OH group of donors, NAD or NADP as acceptor
Source: RefSeq, a predicted model, not a curated record
CUCCACCGCACGAGCUACGCGGACGACCUCGAGCCAAUUGGGCGACUCGACCAGCUGUCCUCGUCUCUCUCGCUUGCUCCACCUGUGCUCAUCUCUCCUGCCCCGUCGCGACUCGCAAUGUACAAGGGCAAGGUCGCAAUCGUCACCGGUGCCGCAAGUGGAAUCGGCCUCGGCAUCGCCGAGCACCUCCUCGACCAAGGCGCCAGGGUCGUCGUCGGCGACCUCAAUGCUGUCGCAGGCGUCCAAGUGGUCGACAAGCUCAAGGCCAAGUACGGCGACGACAAGGUCGAGUUCUGCGCCGUCAACGUGACUGAUUGGGCGUCCGUCUGCACCCUGUUCGCGCUCGCGAGCAAGACGUUUGGCUCUCGCAUCGACUUUGUCUUCGUCAACGCCGGCAUUGCGCAGAUGUCCGAGAUGCGCUCGUCCGACCCUGGCCACUUCUCGACGACGCACCACCCGUCGCUCGACGACCUCGGCGACCGCCCGCCGCGGCUGAGCGUCAUCCGCGUCAAUCUCGACGGCGUCCUGUACACGCUCCAUGCCGCGUUGGCCUACUUUCGCGCGCAGGACAAGGACGAGGACGGCUGGCGCGGCAAGUUUGUCGCGACGGGCUCGAACGCGUCUAUCUACCCGUUCCCGAACGAUGCGCUGUACGCUGCGGCCAAGCAGGGCGUCCUCGGCAUGUGCCGCGCCGUCGGCCCGAAAGUCCUCGACGAGGGCAUCACGGUCAACUGCUUCGGCCCGUCCGUCGUCGCGACGGGCCUCGCGCCACCCGACUUUAUCAACAUGCUCGAGCGCGAGCACCGCCUGACGCCGAUGAGGACGGUCACCGACGCCGUCGACGUCUUCCUCGACCCCAAGAGCCAGGUCACAGGGCAGAUCAUCGAGAACUGCGGCACCAAGAAUGUCUUCCGCUCCGUACCGACAUACAUGGACGGCGCCGCCCGCGCCAACAUGAACGAGUUCCACCCGGUCGACCAGAUCGACUCGGCCUUGAGCGUCGACGGGCUCGGACUCGACGUCGUCUCGUGACGAGCCUCUCAUGCUCAUGCAGCAGUACAGUACAGCACACGAAUUGAUAUUUCAGUUUCUCGCACAUCCUGCACAGAGCGCGCUGUUCCUCGAGAGUCCGGGAGAGC